UGCGUGACGUAGACAUGUCCUAAUUUGGGACAGGUAGUAAACAAAGCAGUGUGCCAAUUUAAACUGUUUGAUAUGUGCGGAAGUUUAUACACCUCGAAAUAUCUCAUACUAUAGGAAUUUAACAUUUCUAAAUAACAGGACAGAUCAAGAUUAUAUAUACCGUCAUUGGUACACGGACGUUCUAGGUAUGUGGCAGUGAUCCUUCAGCAUUACGCAAUUCAUUAAAGGAUGUCGAGCGGACAAGAGGACGAAAGCCAAUUGGUGGAGCAUGACCAGCUGUCCGUGCAGCCGCACCUUGCGAACGGAGACGCCACUUCCGGGGAGGUGACCCUGGAACAUGUGAACCCUGCCUUAGAAGCGGAUGAGGCGCCCGGAAAUAACGCGAUGGCGGUGGGCACAAGUACCAACAACAAUGUGAUGAAUGGAGACCGAAAACAAGAAAUACCGACAUCCGUCGCGCCAGUGUAUUACAGCGCCCAGAACGGAAGUGCCUCUGUUGUCACAGAGCCUGUGGUCAUCAGGCAACCAAAUGGAAUACAUGUGAUUAGAACUCGAGAGAUUGAAACUGCUAGGACACUAAGCAGGGAGAGACCACUAAGAUUAAAACAUAUCAAGUUGCUCAAAGUGUUUUCUGUUGUCGCAAUAGUCGUGUUCUUCCCUCUCGGAAUUCCUGCCCUUUUGUACGCGAUCAGAUGUGAGAAGGCGUUCCAUGAAGGCAUCAUGCGCGGCAACAUAGACGAGGCCCGGAAGUUGGCGAAGCGGUGUGAGCGCUGCAUCAUCUUCUCCAUAAUGGCGGCGCUCCUGGUGGCAGUGGCCGUGUUCGCCAUCGUCGAGCGGAAGUUGAUGGCUGAUGACGAGGAAUAUUGGAAGCACAGGUCAAGCAAUCAUGUCUUUCCGGCCGGCUGACGCGCCUUUUGCCUAUAAGGUCGUAUGUGGGCGCCCGGUAGCCAGUUCCGGUGACGCCAGCCGCCCACAGUGCCGGUGUACAGGAUAUCAUGAGGUUUACCGGUGACGGAUAGAACAAUGGCUGAAAUGACCCACACACACGGAUAUAUAUGUGAUACUGUAUAGAACAUUGGACAUAAUAUAUAAUGUUACUAGACCGGGCUGUGUGGAGGUCUUGGCAAUUUUAUUUUUUCUCAUAAGAAGACGCAUACAAUUUAAUGAAUGAGCAUAACCAAUCACUAACAGCCAAUUUGCUGGAAUAAUAUACAUAUAAAGGAACACACCAGCCAGAAAAAUUGUCAUUAUGGAAGAAUGUGCUAGGGCUAGUAAGCUGAUCUUAACUUUUGCAACCUUAAAUUCUCAUUUUCAUAGAAUCUCACCAUGUUCUACAGUUCGUAAAGUGCCUUUGCAUAAUGUAACUAUCGUGUUAACUGAAAUUAUUAUUUAUGUAUGUACUAUUCGUUACGUUAGUAUAAAAUGCGAAUUGCCUUAACGUUUUUUUUAAAUACUAGGUGUGAUUAACAAUUUUUAAAGUGUUGCUUAUAAUAGUAGUAUCGGUGAAAGAAAAAAACAAAUGAUGCAAUAAAAAUGAGAUUUAAUUUUACUGGCAUGAUAAUGCAUAAGACGUUGUUGAUGUAUUUUACUUGAUAACAAAUCUGACAUAAAAUAUGCACUAGUGAAUCUCAGGUUAGAAAUAUAAGACUUAGUAGUCAGGCGUUUACCUGCUAGCAUUGUAUUUAUGCGCAUUAAUUGUUUUACCAAUUGAUAUUGAGGAAUGCUCCUGCAUAUUAUAGUUAUAUUCCAUGUUAUUUGCACUUUUGCAUAAUAUAAAUUGUUCAGAGUAUAACAUAUCCUACUAUAGAUGCAUUUGUAAUCAUACAUGUAUGCUAACCAUUUUGUUAAAAUCAUGGUGUUUUGUAAUUGUUUGAUAAAUAUAUGUUUCGUUACCGAG
Mya arenaria is the source of this 1897-nucleotide messenger RNA. RefSeq lists its product as uncharacterized. The record is from RefSeq and is a predicted model, not a curated record. The transcript is spliced from 3 exons. The coding region runs from base 229 to 906 and encodes 225 amino acids. Gene Ontology annotation, cellular component: membrane. Lineage: Eukaryota; Metazoa; Mollusca; Bivalvia; Myida; Myidae.